AUGGCGUGGCAGAGCGGCGCGGCGGCCGGUGUGCUCGCUUCCCUCGCCGCGGCCGGCCUACUCAGAGGCUCGGCUGGACAGCCGGUGCGCGACGAGGCGGAGGAGCAGCAGCAGCAGCAGCUUGCAUGCUGGCUGAGCGCCUCGCUCACCGCGUUCGAGGCGUCCCUCGCGCUGGAGCAGGCGACGGAGCGAGGCGACGUGGCGCGGAUGGAGGCGCUCCUGCAGCAGGGCAGCGCGCGGGUGGACGUGCCGUUGCUCGACUGGCCUCCGUCCGGCGACACGUGCCUGCACGUCGCGGCUGGCCGAGGACACGCGGCGGCGGUGGUACUGCUCCUCGAGCGGCAGGCGCAGGCCGACGCGCCGAACUACGAGGGCGCGUCCGCGCUGCACAGGGCGGCCGCCGCCGGCAGUGCGGAGACCGCGUCGCUGCUCCUCGGCGCCGGCGCAGCCGUGGGGGCAGCCACGAGCAGCGGGGCGACGGCGCUGCACCUGGCUGCUGGCGUGGGUCGGCUGGGCGUCGUGAAGCUCCUCCUUGCCCGAGGCGCCGACGCGCAGUCGAUGGACCGGGACGGCUCCACGCCGCUCGAAGACGCACACCGCGCCACCUCCGACCCAUGCUGCGGCGGCGACGCGCCGGGCAUGCAUUUCAGCGGCGUCAUCUCGCUCCUCGAGACGCUGCGCAAGAUGCCGGCCGACGCACGCCGCGCGGCGGCGGCGCGCUCGUGGGAGCUGCACGCCGCCUCGGCGCUGCAGGACGCCGCCACCAGCGGCAACCUCUCUUCGCUCGCCCUCCUGCUCGCCAGCUACUCGGCCGACGUGGACGCCGUAGACUACGACGGGACGACGGCGCUGCACGCCGCCGCCGAGGCCGAGGCAGAGGCCACCGUUUCGCUCGCGCUGCUGCUCAGCGCCGGCGCCGACGUUGGCGCCGCCGACCCCUACGGCAACACGCCGCUGCACGCCGCCGCUCGCUCGGGCGCCGUCGAGGCGGCGGAGAUGCUCCUCUCGAGCGGCGCGGACUGGCGCGUCGCCAACGUCGCCGGGAGGCGCGCGGUCGACGUGGCGCGGGCCGGCGGGCACGAGGGCGUGGUGGCGCUGCUGGAGAGGGAGGCGGCCGCGCCAGCCGCUGCACGAGACGGCGGCCGCGCGGCGCGGGUCGCGGCGGAGGCGGCGGCCAGCCUGCGGGCCGUCGGAGGGGCGCAGAGGGAGGGGUCGCCCGCCUCCGCCGGCCCCUACCUGAUGCGGGCGCCAAGCGGCGGCGGCGGCCACGACGACGAGGCGUUGCGGCAGCCGAUCUCGGUGUCCGGCUCGCAGCGACCGGUAGACUGGAUCGUGUCCGAGGUUGAGGGGCUCCGAAUCUUCGAGCCGGCCAGGUGA
Molecule: messenger RNA, 1377 nt
Organism: Emiliania huxleyi CCMP1516
Lineage: Eukaryota; Haptophyta; Isochrysidales; Noelaerhabdaceae
Exons: 1
Coding region: 1-1377 (458 amino acids)
Molecular function (GO): protein binding
Source: RefSeq, a predicted model, not a curated record